Tarenaya hassleriana is the source of this 2710-nucleotide messenger RNA. RefSeq names its product ABC transporter G family member 22-like. The transcript has 11 exons. The record is from RefSeq and is a predicted model, not a curated record. NCBI's taxonomy places the organism in Eukaryota, Viridiplantae, Streptophyta, Magnoliopsida, Brassicales, Cleomaceae. Gene Ontology annotation, cellular component: membrane. Bases 49 to 2301 code for a protein of 750 amino acids. Gene Ontology annotation, molecular function: ATP binding; ATP hydrolysis activity; ABC-type transporter activity.
AACUUUUCUUCUCGGUUUCUCUUCUCCUAGAAUCUGAAAGCAAAAAAAAUGUCAACUGAGAAGCCACCGACGGGCUCGACCAUAGCCCGGACGAGGUCCGACCAGCUCUUGGAGUCACUGGCCGCAGCCUUCAAGUCGUCGUCGUCGUCUCACGGCUCCAUGGACAUCGCGAACGGGUUGACCGCCGGAGGAACACUGUCGAGGAAGUCUUCCCGGCGGCUUUCUGCGGCGUCUCCAGGGAGGAGCUACGGCGGCGGCGGAGGGAGUCACAUAAGAAAAGCGAGGAGUGGGCAGCUCAUGAGGGUGGAAGCGGAUGAGGUGAGCAACGGAGCGGCGCUUAGCAGAGCGUCGAGCGCGUCGCUAGGGCUAUCUUUCUCGUUCACCGGCUUCUCCAUGCCGCCGGAGGAGAUCUCCGACUCUAAACCCUUCAGCGACGACGAGAUGAUACACGAGGACAUUGAAGCAGGAAACAAACAACCAAAGUUUCAGGCAGAACCAACAUUGCCAAUCUAUCUCAAGUUCAGUGAUAUUACAUACAAAGUAGUGAUAAAAGGGAUUACUUCCUCUGAAGAGAAGGAGAUAUUGAACGGGAUAAACGGAAGUGUUGUUCCUGGCGAAGUUCUUGCUCUCAUGGGACCUUCAGGGAGCGGAAAAACCACGCUUUUGAGUCUGCUCGGAGGGCGGCUACCUCAGCCUUGUGUCGGAGGAUCCGUCACUUACAAUGACAAGCCUUAUUCCAAGUUCUUGAAAAGCAAGAUAGGAUUCGUGACACAAGACGACGUUCUGUUCCCGCAUCUCACCGUGAAAGAGACGUUGACUUACGCCGCCCGCUUACGCCUUCCCAAGUCUCUAACGAGGGAGCAGAAGGAGAAACGAGCGCUUGAAGUCAUUCGUGAGCUGGGCUUGGAGAGGUGCCAAGACACUAUGAUCGGAGGUUCAUUCGUGCGCGGAGUUUCCGGCGGAGAGAGGAAGAGAGUCUCUAUCGGAAACGAGAUCAUCAUAAACCCGUCAUUGCUAUUCCUCGACGAACCCACAUCUGGUUUGGAUUCAACCACUGCUCUAAGAACCAUUCAGAUGCUACAUGACAUUGCAGAGGCGGGCAAAACCGUGAUCACGACGAUACACCAACCAUCAAGCAGACUCUUCCACAGAUUUGACAAACUGAUUCUACUGGGGAAAGGGAGCUUGCUCUACUUUGGGAAAGCAUCCGAAGCCAUGGUGUAUUUCUCUUCCAUAGGAUGUUCACCCCUCAUCGCCAUGAACCCCGCGGAGUUCUUGCUCGAUCUUGCGAACGGCAACAUCAACGACAUCUCGAUACCUUCCGAGUUAGAGGACAAAGUCCAGGUGGGCAACUCAGGAAGAGAAACCCAAGACGGAAAGCCAUCCCCUGCUGUUGUUCACGAGUACCUGGUGGAGGCAUACGAGACGAGAGUGGCGGAAGAGGAGAAGAAGAAGCUGAUGGAUCCCAUACCACUGGACGAGGAGGUGAAGGCGAAGAUGAUGUGUCCGAAGCGUCAAUGGGGGGCGAGCUGGUGGGAACAGUACAGCAUGUUGUUCUGCAGAGGAAUCAAAGAGCGCCGGCACGAUUAUUUCAGCUGGUUGAGAAUCACGCAAGUCAUCUCCACUGCUGUUAUCUUAGGGUUACUCUGGUGGCAAUCCGAUGCUCGCACCCCUAGAGGACUUCAAGACCAGGCGGGUUUGCUCUUCUUUAUCGCGGUGUUUUGGGGAUUUUUCCCCGUCUUCACGGCCAUAUUCACGUUCCCUCAAGAACGCGCGAUGCUGAGCAAGGAGAGGGCGGCGGAUAUGUACAGAUUGAGCGCUUACUUCCUCGCGAGAACCACGAGCGAUCUCCCUCUUGACAUGAUUCUUCCGGUGCUCUUCCUCCUCGUCGUCUACUUCAUGGCUGGUCUAAGGCUAAGCCCCGACCCCUUCUUCUUGAGCAUGCUCACUGUCUUCCUCUGCAUUGUCGCCGCUCAGGGGCUCGGGUUAGCCAUCGGGGCAACACUGAUGGACCUAAAGAAAGCUACGACUCUUGCUUCAGUGACUGUCAUGACCUUCAUGCUCGCCGGUGGAUUCUUUGUCAAGAAAGUUCCGGUUUUCAUCUCGUGGAUACGUUACAUCUCCUUCAAUUACCACACCUACAAGCUUCUUCUCAAAGUGCAGUACCAAGACCUUGCCAGAUCCAUCAAUGGCGUCAGAAUAGACAACGGGUUGACCGAGGUUGCUGCGCUCGUCGCCAUGAUCUUCGGGUACCGGUUUCUUGCUUAUCUCUCGCUCCGGCGGAUGAAGAUCGGAACAUGACCCUUCAUCACAUAAAACACAUGACAAAAACAGUAAAGUGACAAACAGACAGAAGAGAAACAUUGAUGAAAUCUGGUUCGCGACAAGAUUCAUCAGAUUGGUCCCAAAGUCGCCAUUAAUGCUUGUGAAGUGUGAUGAGUUCAUGAUCUCUGAAACGGCUCUUCCGGUCGAACGUUUCGGAGUAAACAAAGGAAGACGGAACACAAGAAGCCGAAUCCUUUUGAUCUGUAGAGAAAGAGAGUGAAAUUAAGCAUGGUGAUGGUUGGGUUUCUUUGAUUACAGGAUAAUAUGUGAUAUUUUACGGAAAUAUAAUACGUGGGUUUUUUUUUCCUAACUAUGGGGAUUGAAAAGAUUUUGUGAAAGGGGUGAAUUAUAGAAAGUUGAUGUAAAAUCCCAAUCGUUACAGGAA